GAGUCGGUCGCGUCCGCUGCACGCAGCUCAGCCUCCACAAAACGGCGCGGGAGACACUCGUCCGCUAUAAAACGGAGCAGGGUGCGUCGGUGCGGGGCAGUUAGCGGCAGCCUACAAAGUUCUGUCCCCCCCUACAAUGCAGUCUCUCUCCUUCGCUAGGACCAUCAUGAACAGUUACCAGCUCUCCCCCGGGAUGAUUCCUUACAGCGCCUACGGUCUCUCGCCGGAGCAAGUGGCCUGCGUGUGCGACGUUCUUCAACAGAGCGGGAACAUAGAGAGGUUGGCGCGGUUCCUGUGGAGCUUGCCCGCUUGCGACCAGAUUCAGAAGAACGAGAGCGUCAUGAAGGCUCGGGCGCUCAUCGCGUUCCACCAGGGAAACUUCCCCGAGCUCUACCGCAUGUUGGAGAGCUACAACUUCUCGCUGGAGUCCCACCCGAAGAUGCAACAACUGUGGCUGCAGGCACACUACAUCGAGGCCGAACGUCUCCGCGGAAAGCCGCUGGGUGCCGUGGGCAAGUAUCGCAUUCGGCGCAAGUUCCCCCUCCCGCGGACCAUAUGGGACGGCGAGGAGACGAGCUACUGCUUCAAGGAGAAGUCUCGAGUCAUCCUGCGUCAGUGGUACACUAAGAACCCCUACCCUUCCCCGAGGGAGAAGCGCCAACUGGCGGAGCAGACGGGUCUCACCACCACCCAAGUCAGCAACUGGUUCAAGAACCGACGGCAGAGAGACAGAGCCGCCGAGACCAAAACUGGUGGUUCUGACACAGCCUCAACUAAAUCAAGUCUAACAGGAACUCCCGGAGAACCGAAAACCGCCUCGCCUUCUCCGUCCAUGCCUUCUUCUCCAAGCGACGGUCUCCUCACUGGGGAAGAAUCGGAAAAAGUCGGAGACGACGCGAAAUUGAUGUCGAACCUUCCGGACUCCCCUCCCCAUACAGAUUCCACCACGGAGGAACCGGAUUAUUCCAAGAUGAACAUGUACUCGCCUACUCCGCCGGAUCAGUUUCCCGAAGCGAUUGCAACCGAGGGACAGACUUCGCUGCAAACGGCCGCCGUUUCCGAGGUCCAGGGAGCAAAGAGUUUCGUGCCGGCUUCGACAGAAUACGCAGUGUCCUCGCACUCUGACCUCACCACAAACUACUGCGGAGGCAUGACAACACUCGCGACCAACGGCUACACUCACCCGCACCCUCCUUCGGCCUCCCCCACCUCUCUCCUCUCCCCCAUCCCUUACACCGUUCCUUACAAUACUGCAUUCGGGGACACAAUCGGACUUGGAGCAUACCCGAGCAUGAGUCCAUCGGGGUAUGUAAGUCCGUACGGAACGAAACAAUAUUCAUGGCCCACCACCCCGAGUGGAAUAACUUACCCCAACACAGCGUUCUCCCACGAAUUACCCCAAUCUUGUUACCCCUAUCAGGCCGGGAGUACCGCGGCUCCGACUUACCCCGCAGUUACCACGGCGAGACCGGGGUAUCCCUCGGGGUACUUUUCCGCUCAAAUCGCCUCGACAACUACGCAGAGCUGUUGAGAGAGGGUUUUAAAUUUUAAAAAAACUCAAGAAAGGCAAACUGGUUUCCGUCCCGUUUAAUAAUCCUCCGACAUUUUCGUUGAAACAACUCCAUUUUCCAAACAGUUUCCACAGCAGCCAAUCUCACGACAAAUAUCAUCUCUUCAAUAAUUUUUGGGCAGUUAUUAAUAUUUUUUCCUAUAAUUAUAGCAAUUUUGUAAUCUACUCAUGGUACAAUCAAUCAUUCUGUACACUCUCAGUUUCAUCUUACAUACUAGGGCUCUGUAUACAUGCGUAUGUACCUGUAUAUAUCUUACUUAUAUAUAAUUAUGUAGUUCAUAAUGGUAACAGUUACCGAUACGUACGUAUAGUUCAUGUUAUGUAUUGUAAGUGAAGUAUAUAGACGUGGAAAAUAUACAUUUGUUUGCCAAGUCAAUGAUCGACUCCGGCUAAUCUCAAAGUUUCAAUUCUACAACCAGCGCACUAUCUUCAACACCGUCUCGCCUC
Molecule: messenger RNA, 2017 nt
Organism: Geodia barretti
Lineage: Eukaryota; Metazoa; Porifera; Demospongiae; Tetractinellida; Geodiidae
Source: the annotation of a GenBank genome assembly